This is a messenger RNA of Bursaphelenchus xylophilus (pine wood nematode), 3519 nucleotides long. The record is from the annotation of a GenBank genome assembly. Lineage: Eukaryota; Metazoa; Nematoda; Chromadorea; Rhabditida; Aphelenchoididae.
AUGUCCAUUUCGAUGGUCGGAUUAGACACAUGCACUAUGAGGUAAAUAUGAAGGUCUUUUUUUCUAAAAAUUAGAAGGAAAUGUUAUAUUGCUUUUGAUUUCCAGGAAGAUCCAUAUGCGGCCAUGUUCAUCAACCCCAGCCAUUGACUCUUGGGCCAUCUCUGGAGAAUAUUGUGGAAAAACAAAUGUUCUUCAGCCCCAUCCAUUGACUCUCCGGCCAUAUUUGGACAAAAUUGUGGAAAAAAUAAAAUAUAUUCUUCAUGAAAUGUACGUCAUUUUACAAUAAAUGUUUUAAUGAAUCGAGGGACGUUUUUUCUUUCAUAGUAUCGUAAAUGUACGAUUUAUAAGCUAAAAUUUUCACCUUGAACGGUGUUUUUCCGUCAAAAAAGAAAAAAAGUGAUGGCUGAAAAACUGAGGGGGCGGAGCUUAUUUUGGGACGUCGCAAAUCCAUGGAUUUGCUACCUCCCAAUUUUGCGCCGUCGCGAAAUGGCCGAUUUGCUACCUCCCAAUUUUGCGCCGUCGCAAAAUGGCCGAUUUGCUUCCGACGCCUUUUUUGGAGGUUGCAAAUUGAGAUUUCCGCUACUUUUUGAAAUUGGUAGCGAAUCCAGCAAACAUUCUCGAGCUCGAGAAAAAAUUCUUAUUCCUUCGCUCUUCAGUCACGUAUAUGCCUUCUAAAAUUUUUCUCUCAAUUUUUGUCAAGCAGAUUUCAUCAAAAUUAUCGGCCAAAGAAACGUUAUUAUUUGCCCGAAAAUUACGAAAAAAUAAUUUUUCAGUCAAAAAAUAGCCCAAUAAAAUAAAAAUCUGGUCAAAACCGCAAUUUGACAUAAGCAGACCUCGUUUUUUUACUAUUGAAAACACAUAAUUUUGGCCAUUUUUCAGUUGGACCCCGAGAUCACCGAGCCCUUCUACGGUUACAUCGUCGGCGCCUACAGUAUCGGAAGUAUCGUAACUUCACAACUAUUCAGCCGAUGGAGUAGUAAGACAAGGACAGUGCGAGGACCUCUAAUCGCGUGCAUGACAUGCAUGGCAAUUGGGAAUAUCAUCUACUUCUUGGUUCCCAUGGCUUCGGUUCCGCUGAGAAAGUGGAUGAUGCUGAUUGGACGGCUGAUCCUCGGCGCUGGCGAUAGUAAGUUUAUAAUUGGAUUUGGAAUGUUAUUUGUCAUACUAGAGUUUUCCCAAAAAAAAACUUUAUUCGGCGAAAAAAUUUGUAAACAAUCGGUGUUUUGCAAAAAAUCCAAUUUUAAAAUGUCUUUCAAAACAAAUGUAAUAUCGUUGUAAGGCAUGAUCUAAUUUUCUUCAAAUUUUGCAUACAUUGCGGCUAUAGGCUGCAUAUCAAUCCCUGAAAAUAUUAGCUGAGGCCUUGGAAGAGUAGCCGAGAUAUUGAACGAUCAUUACAGCCGAGUGGGACGCGAAAGGCGGAGAGUGGUCAGACAGAAAAAAGCGUUUUGGCCAUAUCUCUGCCAAUCGUGCGCGGAAAAAAUUGAUUUUUUGUGGAAACAUUACUCUUUACAGUACAAAUAAGUACAGAACUUUUCAUGUCAAAGUUUGCAAAAAAAACAGUGAUUUUCUCCCAACUUUCGACCUAAAAGUCUCGAUCCGGUUUCAGCAAAAUGCCAGCUAGAAUUCACGCAUACAUCUAUAGAAAAAUUUUUCCAAAUUCCUCCCAGGUUUCAUCAAAAUCAGUACGCCGUGCUUUGAGCGCUUCCCUUGUAAACUUUUCUUGUCCCAAUUUCUCCCACCUUUCAGACAGUCUAGCCCUUCUUCAAGGCUACGCCUCCACCGCCUCAACGCCCAAAGACCGUCCCAAGGCCGUCGCCGUGAUGACUUGCGGUCUCUCGGUGGGCUUUGCCGUCGCUCCCGCCCUCCAAAUCUGUUUCUCGCCAAUCGGCAGAGGAUUUCGAAUCUUUGGCGAGGUCGGGUUGGACAUGUAUUCUGCGCCGGCAGCGGCUGCAUUGGUCUCUUCUAUCUGCGCCAUUCUUCUCAUGAGAUUCGUGUUUGUGGAGGAGUACGCGGGUAUCAGUUCCAAAACCGAGGAAAAGUCGGUCAAUCUCCCACCGCCGGAUCGGCUGGCGUUGGCGUUGUGCUGUUUAGGAAGGUACAUCCAGUUCUUUACGUUCGUCAAUUUGGAAGCCAUCGGCGCCGCCUAUGUUGAGACGUAUUUCGGGGAGCAACGAGAGGAUGUGGUUGUGUUCAUCUCCGCCUCUCAUAUUGCGUGCGGAUUGAUGUCGUUGGCGUUGUAUGUCUUGUACAUCUUUAUGCAGCUGGGAAAGAAGUAGGUGCCAUCUUUUUAUGCAAGUAGCUGAACUGAUUCCUUCUUCAGAGUGAACGCACGGUUAAUGGUGAUCUCAUCGUUCCUGACGUUCUGCCUCUUCUACGUGGUCACAUUCCAAUGGCCCUUCGCUGACGGAAAUAUUCAGACAUACACAGAAGUUGGUAAGUGGAAUGGAGGUCUAACCAUGUAAAACUUGAUUACAUCGAGUCUUAGAAACUAGUGCAUGUUUAACACGGGAGACGCCUAAUACACAAGUUUAUCACCAUUACUCUUCGCAAAGGCUUAUUUAGAAGAGUCCGAGCCAACUUUCUGGCCAAACAUUUCGCUGUACAUUGUAUAAAAAGUCAUCGCCAAUCCAACUUCUGCCACAACUUAGAACUAUAGAUCGAGAUGAGAGGGGGCCUUAUUUUACCCUUUCCGAUUGCAACACCCUAAUAAAAACCACGCAAAAUACAUAGAUAUCAGUGUGUCGGGAAAAUAAUGAACACAAUUUUACUACGCCAAUCGCAUCAUUAAAGCCACAAGCUAACUUUGCCGCGACACGAUUCAUUUUCUCGGCGGCAAUGCGGCUUUUGAUGCGACAAAAUCCUUAGGCGCUAGACGACCAUGACAAUAUUUGAACUCACAAUGUUAAACGCCGGGGGUAACGGGUAUGUACUGAACUUGACCAUACAACACGAUAGACACAGUAGACAAACAGAAAUACACUUCAUUGAUCCAAACACAACAACAGCUCCCUCCAAGUUUAAAUUCUUUCAGAAUUCCGCGGAUUCCUCAACGGGACCUCCGGAGAGGAGCCGUUGGGCUGUAAUGUCGAUCGCUACAGUUGGUGCGAGCCGAUGGCCCCAACAAGUAAAUGGCUGUAUUUCGUAGCAUUUGCGAUUCUCAUCGGGUUCGGCUGGCCCAACAUCAACAUCUGUUUGUUGACCAUCUAUUCGACCGUGAUUGGACCGAGACAUCAAGCGUAUUAUCACGGCAUCUAUCAGAUGUGCGCCAGUGCAGCGAGACUGACCGGCCCGAUUUUGAUGAGGUAAUUUGCCGUUCCAAAUGUUUGUUACAACAAACUUUUCAGCGCUCUCUACCGCUCGGCCGGACCUCGCUACGUGUGGGGCGUUGCGAUUGUGGUCUUGUCGGUAUACUCACUACUAUUGUCGGUGUUCUACAAACGUUUGGUGCCGCUGGAAACGGCUCAAGAAAAGAGACGCUCCAAAGCCGCGGUGGCCGUUGUUGAAGAGCCGUCGACGUGA